AUGGCCCAGCAAAAUAUCCUGGGAAAUCACCGUAGCACCCCCUACCGCUCGAUGUGCAUUGUGCCCAUGCAAUGCAGUCAGGGUCAGGGUCAACUUGGAGCGGGAUCAUUCGUCUGCCGAUUCUGUGCUUGUUUUACGAUGGCCACGUUCAGGGAAUACCACGGAAAGACAUGCAUUACCGCUCAGAUGUCACCUUAUUGGUGGAUCAAGAUCUCUCUGAAGUUUGACGAUAGCAAAGAAGUAUGUAUCGGAAGGCCUGGCUUGAAUGAAUCUGAGGCCUGCUUAACUCUCUUUUCUCCCUGCGCCAUUGCUAGAGAUCGAAUGAGGUUAAUAACAAACAAUCGCAACAAGAGUGAACAGAAGCUGGUCCGUGGCCUCGGCUCUUAUUAUGGGACGGAACGACGAAUGCACGGUUGUCAGGCAGGGAUAACUGGUGCGGGCUGGGGCCAUCGUCAAAGCGGGAACCACCCCACUAUCGACAACCCAUCGCGCGCUAAUAGCUCUGAUGGUCAAGAAGAUCUUGUUUUUGAUGUCACGGGAAGCGUGUCGAAGAGACAUAUGAGCCCAGCGUCGUAUCUCUGCAUGCGCCUCUCUCAAUUCGUACCCUGGUCUAAUAAUGCAGCGGGUAGUCCAACUGAAUCGAGACCGAAGCAGGCGCCUGCAGACUGCAGUAUUGUCUCCCAGGAUUGUGACAUGCGAGCAACGCAACAACAUCCCGACCAGCGCCGACAAACAACAUAA
Messenger RNA from Fusarium redolens, 741 nucleotides. RefSeq lists its product as uncharacterized. The record is from RefSeq and is a predicted model, not a curated record. NCBI's taxonomy places the organism in Eukaryota, Fungi, Ascomycota, Sordariomycetes, Hypocreales, Nectriaceae. The transcript is spliced from 4 exons. The coding region runs from base 1 to 741 and encodes 246 amino acids.